Grosmannia clavigera kw1407 is the source of this 639-nucleotide messenger RNA. RefSeq names its product mads box transcription factor mcm1. Gene Ontology annotation, biological process: positive regulation of transcription by RNA polymerase II. NCBI's taxonomy places the organism in Eukaryota, Fungi, Ascomycota, Sordariomycetes, Ophiostomatales, Ophiostomataceae. The transcript is spliced from 3 exons. Gene Ontology annotation, molecular function: DNA-binding transcription factor activity, RNA polymerase II-specific; RNA polymerase II cis-regulatory region sequence-specific DNA binding; protein dimerization activity. The coding region runs from base 1 to 639 and encodes 212 amino acids. The record is from RefSeq and is a predicted model, not a curated record.
AUGGCCGACAUCGCUGAGCAGCACGACCAGUCCACGCCGAAUGAGCUGGACGAGUCACAGUCCAUCGGCAACGGCGCGGCGGCUGAGGGCCGUGGCACUAAGCGUCCUCGCAACCCCGUGAUGGACGACGAUGACGAUGAUGAUGAGAAGGGAGGUCGUGAGCGUCGCAAGAUUGAGAUCAAGUUUAUCAGCGAUAAAUCUCGUCGCCACAUCACGUUUUCCAAGCGUAAGGCUGGCAUCAUGAAGAAGGCCUACGAGUUGUCGGUUCUCACUGGCACGCAAGUCCUGCUGCUGGUUGUCUCGGAAACUGGUCUUGUCUACACCUUUACCACGCCCAAGCUGCAGCCUCUCGUCACGAAGGCGGAAGGAAAGAACCUGAUCCAGGCCUGCCUGAACGCGCCGGAACCCGCGUCCGCUGGCGAGAACGGCGUCGAAGAAUCCAACCAGGUAGAAUCUCCUGAGGAGUCUGGCCCGAGCCAUCUAGCCUCGCAGCAGACACGACUGCCACCAAAUGCACACAUGGCACCAAACUACAUUCCCAGUGUGCCCAUGGACCCCAAUCAGGCGCUGGCCUAUUCCAAUUACGUACAGCGCAACAACCAAUACGCCAUGCCUCAGCAUUCUGGUCACCAGUCAUGA